GAAAAAAUAGCUCCUGCUUGGUCACUUUCUCUCACUACAUCCGGUAUCUCUCUCUCCAAACCCCACCCAUUUCAACUCCUCCCGCUUCACAACCCUAAUUUUAUCAGCAGCUUCUUCAGAUCCUCCUCUCUCCAAUCCCAAGAUGUCAGGCGCUGCACUCGACAUGUCUCUCGACGAUCUUAUUAAGAACAACAAGAAGUCCGGCGCCACCCGCGGCGGUAGAGCCCGCGCCGCCGGCCCUGGCCCCGCGCGCCGCCCCAACAACCGUUUCGCCAAUCGCGUCACCCCCUAUUCCGCUCCCAAGGCUCCUGAGACGGCGUGGGGCCAUGACAUGUUCGCAGCUGGUGGCGGUCGAUCUUCCAGUAUAGAGACAGGGACGAAGUUGUAUAUUUCCAAUUUGGACUAUGGGGUAUCGAAUGAGGAUAUUAAGGAGCUGUUUUCGGAGGUUGGAGACCUGAAAAGAAAUGUUGUACACUAUGAUAGGAGUGGACGAUCGAAGGGUACUGCUGAAGUAGUCUUUUCAAGACGACAAGAUGCCAUGGCUGCUAUAAAGAGGUAUAAUAAUGUCCAGCUUGAUGGUAAACCAAUGAAACUAGAACUUGUUGGAACAAACAUUACUACUCCUGGCGCUGGUGCUGGUGCUGGAGCUUUUCCUUCUGCUGGUGCUUUUGGCGAUUCAAAUGUAGCUCCUCGAAGUGGACAAGGGAGAGGUGGUUUUGGAAGGCCACGGGGUGGAAGAGGAGGAGGUCGUGGAUUUGGAAGAGGUCGCGGACAAGGAAGUGGACAGGGAAGAGGGGGCCGCGGUGGUGAGAAGGUAUCUGCUGAAGAUCUUGAUGCUGAUCUAGAGAAGUACCAUGCAGAUGCAAUGCAGACAAACUAAUCCUUCCUUUGGCAUAAUUGCUGGAUUAACAUUCACCCUGCCUGUUUGGUACUUGAAGUUCAACGAAGUUUCUAUGUCGACCUAUAUUAGCACUUUUAAAGAAGGCAGAUAUCUAAAGUAGAGACAGUGAGGAAACUUGUUUUAUUCCAUUCACUGUAUCUUUUUACAUGGUUAAAGAGAUAAGUGUGUAAUUUACUUUCGCCGUUGCUGUUGUUCUCCGCUGUCUGCUUAUACUGUGGACCAGGACUAUUGGUCGAGUCUUCACUACGUUCCCAGUAGUUGUAUCAUGAAGGGUGUAUAUUCAUUUAUCUUUACACAUGUUGUGUUGAAGCUCCCA
Molecule: messenger RNA, 1217 nt
Organism: Salvia hispanica
Lineage: Eukaryota; Viridiplantae; Streptophyta; Magnoliopsida; Lamiales; Lamiaceae
Product: THO complex subunit 4A
Biological process (GO): mRNA export from nucleus
Cellular component (GO): nucleus
Molecular function (GO): mRNA binding
Source: RefSeq, a predicted model, not a curated record